Salvelinus sp. IW2-2015 is the source of this 1512-nucleotide messenger RNA. It is a transcript of the gene cmbl, whose product is annotated as carboxymethylenebutenolidase homolog (Pseudomonas). NCBI's taxonomy places the organism in Eukaryota, Metazoa, Chordata, Actinopteri, Salmoniformes, Salmonidae. Gene Ontology annotation, molecular function: hydrolase activity. The record is from RefSeq and is a predicted model, not a curated record.
CAUUUCUUUAAAUUGAUGUCUGAUCCACCGCUUUACCCCGUUAUGUUAUUUACAAUUAAUCUCGGAAUGUAAUUGGAAACUGCACGCAGCUGACUUUACAACAAAUGCUCACAUUACCAAAGCCAGAUGGCCAAUGAGGCGAAGCCGUGUCCAUGUGACAUGGGAUACAUGAUGGAGUACGGAGGUGUUGGCCAGGAGGUCCAGAUAGAACACAUCAAGGCCUACCUGGUCAAGCCUCCCUCUGAUUCAGACAAGGCUGUCAUCAUCAUCCAGGACAUCUAUGGCUGGAAGCUACCCAACACCAGAUACAUGGCUGACAUGCUGGCCUCCAAUGGAUACAUUGCAGUGUGCCCUGACUUCUACGUUGGAAAGGAGCCAUGGAGUCCAUCACAUGAUUGGUCUACCUUUCAGCAGUGGCUGGAGGACAAGAAGCCCACCAAUAUCAACAAGGAGGUGGACGCAGUACUGAGGUUUCUGAAGAGCCAGUGUGGGGCACAGCGUAUUGGGGCAGUGGGCUUCUGCUGGGGGGGGGUGGCCACCCACUACCUGGCUCUGCAGUACCCUGAGGUCAGGGCAGGGGUAUCUGUCUAUGGAAUCAUCAGAGAGAGGGAGGACAGGUAUGAACUCAAGAGCCCAACACUGUUUAUCUUCGGAGAGAAGGAUGAUGUCAUCCCACUGGACCAGGUGAGUGUCCUGGAGAAGAACCUGCAGGAGAAGUGUACAGGUGUAGACUACCAUGUGAAGGUCUUCCCAGGUCAGACUCAUGGCUUUGUUCACCGGAAGAGAGAGGACAUCAACACCACAGACCAGCCCUGCAUCCAGGAGGCCAGGACAGACAUGCUCAACUGGUUACAGAAAUACAUGUAGAAUAUCUACAGUGCAGUUGUCUAUCAUCUGCCGUCCAUGGUAGAGUGAACGGAAAGGAGAAAAACACAAAUCCAAUUUCACUACACCACUAACCUUAUUAAAAAGUAAUAGCUUAUAGAAUUGAUCAUCAGCUCUGAGGUCAUUUCCACACAUGUCCUUUCUGAAUAGCAGCCUAUCUGGUGAUUAUCAUGUCCUUGAUUUAUCAUGAUCACAUUCAAGCUGACGGGGUGUUUUAAUGUUUUAAUGUGGAAUCUGCAGUUGCCAUAUUUGUAGUAGACCUUAGUUUUGUACCUUUUUCUUGCAGUACAUUGUAUACAUCAUCUCUUCCUUGUAUACAUCAUCUCUUCCUUGGAUACAUCAUCUCUUCCUUGGAUACAUCAUCUCUUCCUUGGAUACAUCAUCUCUUCCUUGGAUACAUCAUCUCUUCCUUGUAUACAUUCUGUACAUUUUGCAUACAUUAUCUGUUCAUUUUGUGUAUCCAUUGUACACAUUACCUCUUCAUUGUAUACAUUAUCAAACCAGGCAUUACUUAACUGCAAAGUGUAAUUGUCAUUAUAAAAAUGCAAGUAUAUUUUAUUUCUGAUUUGAUGUUUGUGUAUAAUGUCAUGUAAUACCCAAUGAUAUCAAUAAAGAUAUUUUGCUUCA